Auanema sp. JU1783 is the source of this 2997-nucleotide messenger RNA. NCBI's taxonomy places the organism in Eukaryota, Metazoa, Nematoda, Chromadorea, Rhabditida, Rhabditidae. The record is from the annotation of a GenBank genome assembly.
AUGCCGUUAUCAUUGCCUGGAGCACUUCAUCCUAGUAAUAAGUUUUGUAUAGAUUGGAAUACUUCAGGAAUUAUAGCUUAUGGAUCGCAUAAUACUAUUCUCAUAGUUGAUGUUUCAACCUGCAAGCGAAUCCAAACAAUCGAGCAUCAUUCAGCCGCUGUAGAGAACAUAUGUUGGGCACCUUCUUCAACUUAUGGAGAGUUUGGCAAGAAUAAUAGUACCCUGAUAGCUUCUUCUGAUAUUGGGGGUCAUAUUCUCAUAACAGAUGCUUUCUCUGCGGUAUGCAAGGCUCAAUUCGUUUUGGCGGGGACCAAUGUCUUGGCAAUGACAUGGUAUUCUUCAAAUAUGGAUUCUACUAACGCUUUAUUAGCUCUUCAUUCCGGAAAUACAUUAGUUAUGUGGAACACUGUUAAAGGGGAAAAAAUUUGGUCACAUACGUACACUCACAACCUUCUUAACAUGGCCUUAGACCCGUUCAACAAUAAGGAACUUGUUUUUUCUUCUACGGGAUGUUCUUUGGUAAUAGUUCGUGAUAUAAGCAUGAACAAAGAGCCUUUCAAUAAUGGAUUCUUCGCCAACCUUAACGAGACCUCUUCUAUCUCUAAUAAUGUUCAAUAUCUCACUUAUCACAAGGCUUACAAAAAUUCGUUAUUGGUUCUUGCAAACAAUCAACUCAUGCUCUUUGACACAGAGCUAUGUGUAGUUCUUACCCAAACCCAGAUGGAGUCUAACCUAGUCUCCUUGAAUUCUUGUUCUCUCCGUGAUGCCAUUUACUCCAUCCAAUCCAAUGGUUCAGUUACUCUACGAGUUGGAACUUACUGUUCUAAUGAUGACCGGGCUGAUGCACGGUUCGACUUUGAGAAGAUUGUGAGCUCUGAAACUCAUAGACAUAGUGCCCAGCAAAAAGUUGUUGGAACAUCAUUAUGUCCAAUAACAGAAUCAACCUUGGCUGUUUUGUACAACAGUGGAAAAAUGGUUUUCUGGCAACUGAGUUCUGAUGGCGUCCCUGUCCAAUAUAUGAAAAGCUCGAUAGAGAACUUCAUUAUUUUUGACAGUACUCUAUCCACAAAGUCCGUUGAAUCCCUCAAACUGUUUCAAACUGGUUUCAUAGGAUCUUUGAACACCACCGUUGGAUGUGUAAGAAUGAGACCAAUGGAUGAAUUGGGUAAAACUAAAGAAGAUAGCUUUGCAAGUUCUGAGUUUGGUGCUUCGCAUGUUGCUGCUGUGGGUACCCAUGCAGGCACUGUACAUUUAGUCGAAGUUUUCAACUCGAAAGUUUUGCGGGAGUUCUAUGUACAAUCAUCACCGAUAAGAAGCUUAGAAUGGGGCGGAGCUUACACAAUUCUAACUGCUGGAUACAACCAUGCUUUGAGCACUACUCACAUAGUAAGGAAUGAUAUUUACGCUACCGAUAUCAGAACAGGAAUAAGCAGAAGAAUACGACCUGAGUACGAUGAAUCACCGGUUAGCUUGGUGCGAGUGUCUUAUUAUCAUUGCUACCUGGCGUUGGCGUUUCAACGAGAACCUCUGGAAAUAUGGGAUUUGAAAACUUUCCGUCUUUUACGCAAAAUGAGUCGAACUUGUCCUUUGAUAGUGGAUAUGGCUUGGUCUAGUAAGCAUCAUGGAAUGAAAAUGACAGAAAGUAGUUGUCAGAGCGUUUACAGAGAGAACCUAGUCGUUUUGGAUUCUGAAAAUCGACUCUACCACGUUGCUGUGAAAGGCUUACACGUCAAAGAUGGAAAGGAAGUAAACACUCAGUGGAAGAGUGGAGGCUGGACUAUUCGAAGCAUGGCAUGGAAGGACGACAUGUUGGCUAUGGGGGAUGCAGAUGGAAGAAUAGCGGUUUGGGAUUUGGGUCGCAAGCUAUCGCGACAUAUUCGUGCAUCUCGCUUCCCAGUCUUACGGAUGUGCUUCUCUCGUCUUGCUGGAGACCAUUCGUUGGCUGUUUUACAUCAGAGAGAGCUUGUCAUUUGGGAUACUGAAGCUCUGGUACGCAUACAAGAAGUGAGUAUCGAAUCAUCAAGAGCUGCAUUGGAUAUGGAUCUUUGUGGAAUUUCUCCAAUCCUAUUAACGAAUGACAACGUGUUCCGUUUUCUGCCAAGUUCUGCGAAGAACAACUCGAUCGCUGAAAAAGAUAUUCCAAUUUUGAUGAAUUCUUCUGCCAUUGAAAAAAUUGUAAACGACUUCGACAUUGGACAGAGCGACGUUCCUUCAGUGUCAUGGCUUUUGCAGAAAAAAACUCCUCGUCCUCUGAUUGACGAAGACAAAAUUGAUUUGACUUCUGUGACUAACGAAUCUCUACUUUCCCGAUUCAUUGGCGACAGAUUUGGAUAUCUGCUUCUUGAGAUUGUGAAGUUUGCAUUAGAUCCAUCAGUUAAGAAAGAACAGUUACCUCCCGUUCUUCAACUCUUCUGGCCGAAUGACGUGUUUAAGGAGAGAGAACUCAGAGUUACUUGUGCAGCUUGUGCUGCAUCCGAUGCCAUGGAGAGCAGAAUUGUUGAAAGAGCUGUUGUGACAGGUGGAAAAGCAAAAGAAAGAGCAGUUGAUCGCUUAAUUGCCAGUCCCGAUUUGCGACAUGCUAGUAUGAAGGCUGCUCUACUUGUCUCAAGUCAAGAUAGUGAACAAUCAAGGUCUCUGAUUAAACUCAUUGCCACUAAUUUAAUCGCAUCAGAUAUGAUUGAGGAUGGAGUAGAAUUGCUUUUCCUUGUUGGAGCUGGUGCUGAUGCAUGUAAGUAUCUCCAGUCACAGAAGCAUUGGGCAAAGAGUGUGGUUUAUGCAAAAAUGGGAUUGGAAGAUCCUAAAGAGUUGAUCGCAAAAUGGGUCGCUUAUCUCCAAGAAGAAGAUGUGGGUUGUUACAUUCUUGCUCAAGCGGCCCGUAUGGAAUGGCCAUCUGUAGUUGAGGCUCUAACCAGCAUAGGUCGGUCUCGUCUGGCUCAUAUCAUUUUACGAACUGCCACAAGUUCACCCCCAUCUACGACUGCUAGUGUUAGUGAAUAA